Messenger RNA from Syzygium oleosum, 1042 nucleotides. Its product is annotated as protein GLUTAMINE DUMPER 5-like. Gene Ontology annotation, biological process: regulation of amino acid export. The coding region runs from base 294 to 845 and encodes 183 amino acids. NCBI's taxonomy places the organism in Eukaryota, Viridiplantae, Streptophyta, Magnoliopsida, Myrtales, Myrtaceae. The transcript has a single exon. The record is from RefSeq and is a predicted model, not a curated record.
CGGAAAGAUAUAUCCCGCUUUCGCAUGCGACUAAAUGACGAAAUAAACCAUCAGCAGGAGAGAAAAGAAAAGCAGAUGACAAGAUCCACUUGAGAAAAUUCCGGAAAACCCACUCCCUCUGCUAUAUAUGAAGCUCUCUCUGCAUCGCACCCACCAUCCCCAUCCAAAGCUAAUUCCUUUCCCUUUUACUUCCUCUUACACCUGCUCUCUUGCUUCUCAGUCCAACGCAAACACAGCUCCAAAUCUUCACAAUUCAAGCCAAGAAACAAACUAGAUCUUCACAGAAUAGGAAAAUGGCAGCUGCAAGAGGACACUUCAACUUGACAGCAAGAACGCUGCCCGAAUCCCACCAACACUCGCCUUGGCACUCCCCCGUGCCGUACCUUUUCGGCGGGCUCGCCGCAAUGCUCGGCCUGGUCGCCUUCGCGCUCCUGAUCCUCGCCUGCUCUUACUGGAAGCUUUCCGGCCACUUCGAUGCCAGAGAUGACGGUGAAUCCUCCUCACAGAGCCAGCGUGACCUGGAGGCCGGUGCAGAGAAGGAGGGAGAGGAUCACGGCGACAAGAAGAAAGACAAGGUUUUCGAGGAGAAGAUAGUGGUGAUCGUGGCUGGUCGACCGGACACCAUGUUCUUGGCCACGCCCAUCUUGUCCCCUAGCAGCAGCAACUGCAGCAAUUGCAGUACGAGGUUGUCUAGUUUUGAGGAGAGUGAGAGCGGUAGUGUUGGUGAUAAGAGAGAGAAGUUGGCGGUCGGGGAGGCGGAGAUUGCGAGCAAGCAAGGUGAGUCUGAUCAGGUGGAUCACGGCAGGGACUUGGAGAACCAGGAUGGCUCUGAUCAGAGCUCUUGAUUGGGAAAUUCGUUUCCUUUUCUUUUAGAGUGAUUGGUUCUUGGUUUUGGGCAUGACUUAGCUUCAAGAAUUUUUCUUUUCUCUUUUUGGUCCUUACUAUUUUCCCAUCUUUUUAUUCCCCUGUUGUGGUCCGGGAGCUGUAAAUAUGAUACACCGAGGAUUCAAGCAUAUGAUUCUCUCUUUUCUUGAAAGAUCAA